AGGGAUGCGAGGAAUCCCGCGGGAGCAGCAGCCGGCGCGGAGUGAAGGUAGCGGCGUGUCGUGUAGGUGUUAGAGGAAGUGAGUAGGAGGAGGGUGAUUUCGGUGGCGAGGUGCGCGAGGAUGGCCGGCUGGCGACGUGUAGCGCUGAUCAGCGACGUAGAUGCUGCUGCGCGUCCCGACGUCGAUCGACACGACGUGACGGCCACGUGCCGCAGCGGACGCGUCGUCGUUGACCAGUGGCAUUAACUCUCCCCCUCUUCUUGGUGUGUGCCGAGUGAUUGCGUGCCGAGUAUGCCGUAACCGCAGCGUCGUGGAACACGCGAUCGGUGUGUAUACUCGCCGUCUAUAUUUCGAGGUUUUCUUUUUUUUUCACGUAUAAACAGAGCGAAGACGCGCGCUCGCGUAUGUUUGACGCGACGCGAAAAUCUACGAAAGUGAAUUAUAUGUACAUACUUGGCGCGGGGUGUGACUGACGAAUCGAAUUGACAGAGAGCACUCGAGGAGAGGAUUCCUCGCCAAAGUUUUCCACAGCUCGUCGCGGAAGGACGCGAACAGGUGGCCGUCAUUUCUUUACGUGUAGGAUAAUGCGCGAAAGAUUUUUCUCGUGUGACUAAAAAGGAAUCUGCGCGAGUUUGAAUUAGGAGCGAUAGUAAAAGUGAUCGCGCGUAACGCGAGAAAAAAAAAUUUGAAACGUCCGUCACGGUACCUUCCGUCCGAUGUGUACGCGGCAAUAACACGUGCUUCGUUCUCCUCGUUCAUGUCGAAAUAUACUCGUUCCUCUAAUGUGCAGUGAUAACGUAACGUUCCUUCGCAGUGAUCGUUUAUGACAGAAGAAUCAAGCAGUAUCGUCGGCAUUUUCAGAGUGGAAAUUUUGAAAGUGCGAUUUUUUAACGCUAUUUCAAGACUCGAGAGUUUGACAGAUGUUUCGAAGAAGCGCGGGAUAGCGAAUAGCACGCGGUACGGCUGACAAAGGUCACGUUUCAAACUUUGUCGUUCAAAGUCGAGAGAGAGAGAGAGAGAGAGAAAGAUAGAAAGCGGAGGGAAAACUCGGAAGAAAAGCAAGAGAGAAAUAGAAAGAGAGAUAUUAUAUGACUACCGAAAGCGAGGCAGAAAGAAAGAAGAAAGGGAAAGCUAAAUAGAGAGAGAGAAGGAACGCUCUUCGUAGUCCGAUCCAAAUCCCAGCGGAAGUUCGCGGCGAGGGUGAAGAGCGCGGUGGAGGGGGGAGUGAUGCCGGCGGUGAGCGUGGCACAGCGCCCUCCAGGUGGAAUCCCACUCCACGCCGGCGUGCCGGUAGCGCCCAGCAGCGUAACCGCUCCCGGUCCGUCGGGCCGGUGCCUCGGGGGCCCGGCAGCACCCCCCGCCGGCUCGCCACCGCUGCCACCGUCUCUGCAAUCCCUCGGCGGCGGCGUGGCCGCGAACAGCAACGUCAACCACGGUAACAGCAACAAUAACAAUCCGCUCGGUGGCGGCAAUCCCAAUAACAUUGUCAACAGCAACCAUCAUCAUCUUGGCAACAACGCUCUAGGCAUCAACACGGCGAGCGGCGCCACGAAUCCUCUCCAGGCGAUGGCGUCGGCGGCGGCAUCGCUCACGCAGCUCAACAAUAUGGCGAACGGCCCGUUGCCGCCGCUCGCGGGCACGGGCCCGGGGGGCCCGCCGAGUCUGCCGCCGCCGCAGCCGGCAACGACGCCGACGCACGGCGGUCCGCCGACCCCUCAUGGCGGUGUCAACGCGGCACCCCAUCUCAACGGCGCCUCGCCGAGUCCCCAUCCGAUGCCCCCUCACGGCAUGAUGAGCGGCUCGCCCCAUACCCCUCACCCUCACAUGGGGGGCGGCGGACCCUCGCCUCAUCCCCAUCAUCCGGGACCCCACAUGGUCAGUUCGCCGCAUCAUCCAGCGGCGCCCCAUCCGAUGGGCCCGGCCGGCAUGAUGGGGCCGGUCGGCAUGCAGCCUCAAGGCGCGCCCGGUAUGUGCGGCCCAGGCCCUAGCGGCCCGAUGGGACCGCAUCCUCAGGGACCAGGGGUACCUGGACAACCACACAUGCACAACGAUCCCUUCUUCUGCUCGCCCUUCGGAUCGCAUUACUUCAGAUCGUUGCCUGUCCCCAGGAGGCAUACUCCAGCCUAUGGCUACAGCCAACCGGACUACAGGCUCCACGAGCUGAACAAGAGGUUAUCGCAGCGCACCGAGGAAAGUGACAACCUUUGGUGGGAGGCCUUCGCGAACGAGUUUUUCGAAGAGGACGCCACCCUUACCCUUCAUGUCUGCUUGGAAGACGGACCGAAGAGAUAUUCGAUAGGAAGGACGUUAAUACCUAGGUACUUCCGUUCGAUAUUCGAUGGCGGUGUUAUAGAACUUUACUAUACUUUGAAGAAUCAGAAGGAGUCGUUUCAUAACACCAGUAUAACCCUGGACUGUGAUCAGUGCACAAUGGUCACGCAAUAUGGGAAACCGAUGUAUACUAAGGUAUUAACGGAAGGUAGGUUAAUAUUGGAGUUCACCUUUGAUGACCUCAUGAGGAUAAAGUCGUGGCAUAUGUCAGUGAGAACGCAUCGAGAAUUGGUGCCGAGAUCUGUUGUCAGUAUGCAGCAGGACCCAACGAUGCUCGAGCAGAUCAGUAAAAACAUCACCAGGCAGGGCAUGUCGAACUUCACCCUCAAUUAUCUUAGAUUAUGCGUGAUUCUGGAGCCGAUGCAGGAACUGAUGUCGAGGCACAAGGCGUAUGCAUUGUCACCUCGCGAUUGCUUGAAGACAACCUUGUUCCAGAAAUGGCAGAGGAUAGUUGCCCCGCCGGGUAAGAGAGAAUCCCAGCGGCCAGCUAGCAAAAGAAGAAAGCGAAAGGGCAGUACAUCGGGACCGGGCAAUAAUGCGCCACCCGCCCCCAGCAAAAAGCGUUCGCCAGGGCCAAAUUUUUCUUUAGCGUCGCAGGAUGUGAUGGUCGUGGGUGAACCAUCUUUGAUGGGUGGCGAGUUUGGAGAUGAGGAUGAACGACUAAUAACGAGGCUGGAGAACACGCAAUAUGAUGCCGCAAACAAUUUGGAUCCUCAUAGUCACGACGCGGCCGGCGGUCCACCGCCGCAUCCCCAUCAGUUCCAUUCGGAACCGACACCUGGCAAUUCUUGGCCGCCAGAUCGCGGUCCUGGUCCUCCACAAGGUGGUCCCGGUAACCAGGGAGUCCAGGGUGGUCAAGCGGGUGCAGCCGCGGGUGUACAGGGAACGCAGGACGCCAGUCAGCAGCAGCAAGACAAAAAAAGCCCCGCGGUGAGCCAGUGAGGCCAGGAGUCCCCGCGCCCCCCCACCAGGGGGCGACGGGGGCGCAGGCCCAAGAACGUGGCUCCCUAGCGGGGCG
Cataglyphis hispanica is the source of this 3349-nucleotide messenger RNA. RefSeq names its product LIM domain-binding protein 2 (gene Chi). The transcript has 9 exons. Gene Ontology annotation, molecular function: LIM domain binding. Lineage: Eukaryota; Metazoa; Arthropoda; Insecta; Hymenoptera; Formicidae. Gene Ontology annotation, biological process: negative regulation of transcription by RNA polymerase II; positive regulation of transcription by RNA polymerase II; nervous system development. The record is from RefSeq and is a predicted model, not a curated record. The coding region runs from base 1228 to 3273 and encodes 681 amino acids. Gene Ontology annotation, cellular component: nucleus; transcription regulator complex.